Messenger RNA from Marmota flaviventris (yellow-bellied marmot), 2550 nucleotides. The record is from RefSeq and is a predicted model, not a curated record. Lineage: Eukaryota; Metazoa; Chordata; Mammalia; Rodentia; Sciuridae.
GGCCGGCACCUCUCGGGCUCCCGCUCCCCGCGCGCAAGAUGGCUGACCCGGCUGCGGGGCCGCCGCCGAACGAGGGCGAGGAGAGCACCGUGCGCUUCGCCCGCAAAGGCGCCCUCCGGCAAAAGAACGUGCACGAGGUGAAGAACCACAAAUUCACCGCCCGCUUCUUCAAGCAGCCCACCUUCUGCAGCCACUGCACCGACUUCAUCUGGGGCUUCGGGAAGCAGGGAUUCCAGUGUCAAGUUUGCUGCUUUGUCGUGCACAAGCGGUGUCAUGAAUUCGUCACAUUCUCCUGCCCCGGCGCGGAUAAGGGCCCAGCCUCUGAUGAUCCCCGGAGCAAGCACAAGUUUAAGAUCCACACCUACUCCAGCCCCACGUUUUGUGACCACUGUGGGUCCCUGCUGUACGGACUCAUCCACCAGGGGAUGAAAUGUGACACCUGCAUGAUGAAUGUCCACAAGCGCUGCGUCAUGAACGUCCCCAGCCUCUGUGGCACUGACCACACGGAGCGCCGUGGCCGCAUCUACAUCCAGGCCCACAUUGACAGGGAGAUCCUCAUCGUUGUCGUAAGAGAUGCUAAAAACCUUGUACCUAUGGACCCCAACGGCUUGUCAGAUCCCUACGUGAAGCUGAAACUGAUCCCUGAUCCCAAGAGCGAGAGCAAGCAGAAGACCAAGACCAUCAAGUGCUCCCUGAACCCCGAGUGGAACGAGACGUUCAGAUUUCAGCUGAAAGAGUCCGACAAAGACAGGAGGCUCUCGGUAGAGAUCUGGGAUUGGGACCUGACCAGCCGGAAUGACUUCAUGGGGUCUUUGUCCUUUGGGAUUUCUGAACUGCAGAAAGCUGGCGUCGAUGGCUGGGACAAUCAAGUCAAGUGGCAAGAGGUGAAAGAGAAGGAACGACGUCGGAUUCUCCGGGGGGUGGAAAGGGCCAAGAUUGGCCAGGGGACCAAGGCUCCCGAGGAGAAGACCACCAACACCAUCUCCAAAUUCGACAACAACGGCAACAGGGAUCGGAUGAAACUGACCGACUUCAACUUCCUGAUGGUGCUGGGGAAGGGCAGCUUUGGCAAGGUCAUGCUUUCAGAGCGGAAGGGCACGGACGAGCUGUACGCCGUGAAGAUCCUCAAGAAGGACGUGGUGAUCCAAGACGACGACGUGGAGUGCACCAUGGUGGAGAAGCGGGUGCUGGCCCUGCCCGGGAAGCCGCCCUUCCUGACCCAGCUCCACUCCUGCUUCCAGACCAUGGACCGCCUGUAUUUUGUGAUGGAGUACGUGAACGGGGGCGACCUCAUGUACCACAUCCAACAAGUGGGCCGGUUCAAGGAGCCUCAUGCUGUAUUUUACGCUGCAGAAAUCGCCAUCGGUCUGUUCUUCUUGCAGAGCAAGGGCAUCAUUUACCGGGACCUGAAGCUUGACAACGUGAUGCUGGAUUCCGAGGGCCACAUCAAGAUCGCUGACUUUGGCAUGUGUAAGGAAAACAUCUGGGACGGGGUGACCACCAAGACAUUCUGUGGGACUCCGGACUACAUUGCCCCCGAGAUAAUCGCUUACCAACCCUAUGGGAAGUCCGUGGAUUGGUGGGCCUUUGGAGUCCUGCUGUAUGAGAUGUUGGCCGGGCAGGCACCGUUCGAAGGGGAGGAUGAGGAUGAACUUUUCCAAUCCAUCAUGGAGCACAAUGUGGCCUAUCCAAAGUCUAUGUCCAAGGAAGCUGUGGCCAUCUGCAAAGGGCUGAUGACCAAACACCCAGGCAAACGUCUGGGUUGUGGCCCUGAAGGGGAACGUGACAUCAAAGAGCAUGCAUUUUUCCGGUAUAUUGAUUGGGAGAAACUUGAACGCAAGGAGAUUCAGCCUCCGUAUAAACCCAAAGCUAGAGACAAGCGAGAUACCUCCAACUUCGACAAAGAGUUCACCAGGCAGCCUGUGGAACUGACUCCCACUGAUAAACUCUUCAUCAUGAACUUGGACCAAAAUGAAUUUGCUGGCUUCUCUUACACUAACCCCGAGUUUGUCAUUAACGUGUAGGUGAAUGCACACUCCACUGCUCAGCCUGGGGUGCCGGACUUCAGGCCGCUGUGUAUGUACCACUUCUAGUCUUCCAGGAUUCAUGGUGCCCUGUGCUGGCGUCCAGCAUGAGGAGAGCUUGUCUAGAGGGCUUUUCUUUGUAUGUGUAGCUUGCUAGUUUGUUUUCUACCAUUUGAAAAUGUUUAGUUUAGGAAUAAGCGCAUUAUCCAGUGAUAGAGGUACAAUUUUCCAAACUUCCAGAAACUUCAUCGAAUCAACAAGACGAUGUCAAAACUACUGUGUCUGACACCAAAAUGCUUCCGUAUUUGUAAUUUUUAAAGUCAGAAGCUGAUGUUCCUGGUUAAAAAAAAAAAAAGUUUUUACAGUUAUUCUCUAAUAUCUUCUUUGAAUGCUCAGCAUGACCGGUAUUUUUAAAAGUUGUAAGCUUUGCAGUUACUGUGAACUAUUGUCUCUUGGAGGAAAACAUUUUUUUUUGUUUUGUUUUGUUUAAGAAUUGAUAUGAUUAAACUGAAUUAAUAUAUGCACA